AUGCCCCACGACGGCUGGCGCGAGAUGCUCCCGUACUACAUCUCCAUGUACAAGUCCGGAACUGCCACCGUCACGGAAGAGCGCCUCGUGGCAUGGUACCGAGUCAACAAGAAUGGGGCCUGUUCUGACGGCGGCACCACUGGCAACACGGCAAAUCAGCUGCAGUUCGAGUACUCGCCCAACGUCAUGAUGGAGGACAGGGUCUUUUACGACGUGCUUCUCACGAGCAACGCCCAGGUCCAAGUCAGCAUCGGUGGCGUGACUCAGGCUGGCAGAUGGGACCAGGAACCCCACGGGGGCGUUGGUGUAUACCACGGCAGCGUUCCGAUUGGGACGGCAAGCGGUCAAGUCGUGGUGACGGUGAAGAGAGGGGGCACGACCAUUGCCACCAUCGCGGGGGCAUCCAUCACCAGCAGCUGCAAUGGAGGCCUCAAUAACUACAACCCUUGGGUGGGGAGUGCCAGGGGUCCCUCCAUCACCCCCGUGAAGACCACUGGCGACCUUUCCAAGUUGGAUUGCGUCAAGGGCUUCGGUGUGUUUGACUUCAUUGGCGUCUGCGACUUCGCCUGUGCGAAUGGCUACUGCCCCAGCGCCGCCUGUACUUGCCUCAAGAAGGGCGUCGCCAAUGCCCCCAAUGACACGGGACUGGCGGGCUAUCCGCUCCCUGGGAAGAGCGGCUCCUUCGCGGGGCUCUGUAGUUUCGACUGCAACCACGGCUACUGCCCGGACUCGGUUUGCGGCCAGACUCCCAACGAUGGCGUCGUCCUGGGCUACUCGCCUUUCCUGCCGCCCGCAUGCACAGGGGGCACCGGCGCCGGCGACUUCCAGGGCCUCUGCGACUUUGGAUGCCAUCUUGGCUUCUGCCCCAUCCACGCUUGCACCUGUACCUCGACUGGCAUCUUGGUUCAGACACCGCCCAAGAUGAACGUCACAGGAUACUACCUCAACUCAUCCAAGAACGACUACGGCCUCUGCAAGUUUGCCUGCGAACACAGCUACUGCCCCGAUGUCUGUGGCAGCCGACCCAUUAACGACGACGGGCAUCAGAGCAAGUAUCCCACCGUCACCCUGGAUCCCGCCGUCUGGACCGCGCCGACGGCCCAGUGUGCGCCCCCUUAUGUCCUUGUCCUCCCCCCCUCUUCCCUUGCCACUCCAACCACCAUCUCCUUCAACCCCUGGCCAACAUCUCUCGAGUUCGGGUGGAUAGCAACGGACACGGUUGACAGCACCAGGACGACCCGCUACACUGCUGUCACCAUCACCACUGAGAUUUCCAUCCCGCCGGUGACCACAGACCUCAUCAGCUUCUCAGAGGUGGUCCUAACCACGACAGUCGACGGUGGCGUCCCAUCCAUCAUCAUCCCAACGGCGAGUAUCAGCCCGCCCCCCUUUGUCAUCACGCUGAUUACUAUCCCCGACAUCACAGCGACGCCCGUACCCCGGACCAUCCGUCCACCUCCAUGGCCAUGGAGUGGCGCUAGUGCGAUGCCAGAUCCAAGCAGAACUUCCGCGACAACCUCUACUAGUGGCCCUAUCGUCGUUGUUCCCAUUGUUACCGGGCCGUUCCCUACCACAGUUUUCCCCACGGAAACUGUAAGUUGGGUCAGGGACUGGGUCCCAGAGCCCACUGCAACUUAA
Aspergillus fischeri NRRL 181 is the source of this 1638-nucleotide messenger RNA. RefSeq lists its product as uncharacterized. The transcript is spliced from 2 exons. Gene Ontology annotation, molecular function: glucan endo-1,3-alpha-glucosidase activity. The record is from RefSeq and is a predicted model, not a curated record. The coding region runs from base 1 to 1638 and encodes 545 amino acids. NCBI's taxonomy places the organism in Eukaryota, Fungi, Ascomycota, Eurotiomycetes, Eurotiales, Aspergillaceae.